This is a messenger RNA of Ictalurus furcatus (blue catfish), 2444 nucleotides long. It is a transcript of the gene rhobtb1, whose product is annotated as Rho related BTB domain containing 1. Gene Ontology annotation, molecular function: GTPase activity; protein binding; GTP binding. The record is from RefSeq and is a predicted model, not a curated record. Lineage: Eukaryota; Metazoa; Chordata; Actinopteri; Siluriformes; Ictaluridae. The transcript is spliced from 9 exons. Gene Ontology annotation, biological process: small GTPase-mediated signal transduction. Bases 1 to 2088 code for a protein of 695 amino acids.
AUGUACAGGACAUUGGCGUGCAGAAUGGACUACGAAAGACCCAACGUAGAAACAAUAAAGUGUGUUGUGGUGGGAGACAACGCUGUAGGGAAGACUCGCCUCAUUUGUGCCCGAGCCUGUAACACCACUUUGACCCAGUACCAGCUGCUGGCCACUCAUGUCCCUACAGUCUGGGCUAUUGAUCAGUACCGAGUCUGCCAAGAGGUAUUGGAGCGCUCCAGAGACGUGGUGGAUGAUGUCAGUGUGUCCCUCAGGCUGUGGGACACCUUCGGAGACCACCACAAAGACCGGCGCUUUGCCUACGGCAGGUCUGACGUGGUGGUUCUCUGCUUUUCCAUUGCCAACCCCAACUCCCUCUACCACGUGAAGACUAUGUGGUACCUGGAGAUCAAACACUUCUGCCCACGUACACCUGUUAUUCUGGUUGGGUGUCAGCUUGACCUACGCUAUGCAGACUUGGAGGCUGUCAACCGGGCUAGGCGGCCAUUAGCAAGGCCUAUAAAACCAGGAGAUAUUUUGCCCCCAGAGAGAGGACGGGAAGUAGCCAAGGAGUUGGGGAUUCCAUACUAUGAGACAAGUGUCUUUGAUCAGUUUGGCAUUAAAGACAUCUUUGACAAUGCUAUCCGAGCUGCUCUCAUCUCCAGACGCCAUCUUCAGUUCUGGAAGUCCCAUCUACGGAAGGUCCAGAAGCCCCUCUUGCAGGCACCGUUCCUCCCACCAAAAGCUCCCCCACCACUGAUCAAGAUCCCAGACUGUCCCCGGAACAACCAGGAUAGCCCAAGGAAACUGCUGGAGAACCCCUUCUGUGCUGAUGUCAUGUUCAUUGUUCAAGAACACUUCAAUGUGUUUGCCCAUAAGAUCUACCUAUCUACCUCAUCCUCCAAGUUCUAUGACCUGUUCCAGAUGGACAUCUCCGAGGAGUCCCAGUCGAUGGUUGCGACGGAGCGUCACAGACGAGAACACCUGAUGAGAACCCUCAGCCUGGACACAGAUGAAGUCAUGGCUGUGCUGCCUAACCUCUCACCUAGUUCCCUACGGCCUUCCAAGAGUGAUGGGACUCUGAAGGUAAUGAGCUUUAAUGCCAAGCACCACCACAAACAGCUGUCCUUGGCAUUUUGGUGCAAGGCCUUCCAGAACAUCCACAAAGAAACUGUGGUUAACCCGGUAACGGGAACAGCGGCUGUCAUGACUGUGGUGCAGAUGGACAACUCCUUCCAGCUGGGUCCCUUCAGCGCAGUGCUGCGGUUCCUGUACACAGGAGAACUGAAUGAAAGGGAGAUGGACCUGAUGAAGAUUGCUCAGAUUGCUGAGAUCCUAGAAGUUUUUGACCUAAGAAUGAUGGUGGAGAAUAUCAUGAACAAAGAAGGCUUUAUGAAUAAGGAAAUCACAAAAGCAUUUCAUGUGAGAAAAGCCAACAGGAUUAAGGAGUGUCUUGCCAAGGACACCUUCACAGAUGUGGUGUUUAGGUUGGAUGAUGGCACCAUCAAUGCUCAUAAGCCUUUGCUGAUCUCCAGUUGUGAUUGGAUGGCUGCUCUGUUUGGAGGCUCGUUCAUAGAGAGUGCGAACAAUGAGGUCUCUUUUCCUAACACCAGCAGGGCGUGUAUGCAGGCAGUGUUGGAGUAUCUCUACACCAAUCAGCUGUCACCCAUGGCAGAUUUGGACCCAAUGGAAUUAAUUGCUCUGGCAAAUAGACUGUGCCUUCCCCGCCUCAUUGCCCUGACAGAGCAAUAUGCUGUGAGCGAGCUGGUGAAAGCCUCUAGGGAUGCCCAAGACAUAGACGGCGAGGUUCUCAACUACCUGGAGUUUGCUCAGUUCCAUAAUGCCAACCAACUUACUGCUUGGUGCUUGCAUCACAUAUGCACUCAUUAUAAUAACAUCUGUGCCAAUUAUCGCAAAGAGAUCAAGUCUAAAUCGCUAGAAAACCAAGAGUACUUUGAGAAGCAUCGCUGGCCUCCGGUUUGGUACCUGAAGGAGGAAGAUCACUACCAGCGGGUGAAGAAGGAGAGGGAGAAGGAAGACGUGGUCAUGAACAAGCACCUCUCUCGCCGUCGCUGGUGUUUCUGGAGCACUUCUCCUGCGGUGGCAUGAGAGAGAGAGAGAGAGAGAGAAAGAAAGAAAGUGAGAGAGAGAGAUGGCACGUCCUUUCCUGCUAAUGCACUGAAAUCUUUUCUUUUGGACUUACACCCAGUAAGUCAAGCAGACGUCCAAACGGUUCAAAGCACAAUCUACAAUCAUCUACAGAAUACAGGCCAUCAAAUGUAGUAAUGUUCAACCAAUGAAAAUAAAUAUAUAAUAUUCUCUGGUUGUAGAGUUUGUAAGAAAAAAAAAAGAGGUGGUGGGGGAAGCUACACCUAGGCAUAACUAAUUCCUAAUAUUUCCCUUGAUUUCUAUUUCCUUCUAGUUCUAAGUACAAACGAUUUCUGCAGCUUUUAACAGUGCUACAU